Molecule: messenger RNA, 6188 nt
Organism: Myxocyprinus asiaticus (Chinese sucker)
Lineage: Eukaryota; Metazoa; Chordata; Actinopteri; Cypriniformes; Catostomidae
Product: apolipoprotein(a)-like
Exons: 40
Coding region: 38-5107 (1689 amino acids)
Biological process (GO): proteolysis
Molecular function (GO): signaling receptor binding; serine-type endopeptidase activity
Source: RefSeq, a predicted model, not a curated record
UUCAGAACCUCCUUGACCACUCAGUCAAAGCUCCAGCAUGAAGGUUAAAAAAGCAGCUCUUUUAGUUUGUCUUUUCUUUUUUACAGGUUUCCAAAGGGGUCAGAAUGAAAGCACAGAUGUUCUAAAGGAGUAUGUUAAAACUGAAGGGGCCUGGAUAGUGAAAAAACCCAGCAAGUUGUAUACUGUAAAUACAGCAGAAGAAUGUGCCACCAAGUGUAUCAAAGAGACGUCCUUUACGUGCAGGUCCUUUACAUACAUAGACAAGGAUCAGGAUUGUAUUACAUUACCUGCCAGCUCUAAGACUGACAAAUUAUGGGAAAGAGCUGGUGCUUCCCUGUAUGAGAAAAAGGUGUACUUACUGGAAUGUGUGAAUGGCAUUGGAACAGACUACAGAGGGACAAAAUCCACAACAAAAUCAGGAAGAAAAUGCCAAAGCUGGAAGGCAGUUUCCCCCCAUUUGCCAAACAUAACACCAAAGACACAUCCAAAAGCUGACCUGGAGUCCAACUUUUGUCGAAACCCAAAUGAAAACAAAGGGGGUCCCUGGUGCUACACUACAGAUCCAGAGAAAAGAUGGGAGCACUGCGAUAUCCAAAAGUGCACAGAGGACUGCAUGCACUGCAAUGGAGAAAACUAUAGAGGCAAAAUCUCCUUUACUCAGGAUGGAUACAUGUGCCAACGCUGGGAUUCUCAGAGUCCCCACGGCCAUGGUUAUUCUCCUUCAGCUCAUCCUGAGAUGUAUUUGGAGGAGAACUAUUGUAGGUACUCAGAAGGAGAACCCAAGCCCUGGUGCUACACCACCACUCCAAACAAACGUUGGGAUUACUGCUCCAUUCCUCGAUGCACAACUGAACCACCCACAAUUGUACCAGAGCUUACCUGUGCGACUGGAAGAGGUAGCUCCUACAGGGGUACUAUUUCUGUGACUGAAUCAGGGAAAACUUGCCAGAACUGGGCAUCUCAAUAUCCUCAUGAACAUGUUUCAACUGCAGAGAUAUACCCAUGCAAAGGCCUUGAAGGGAAUUACUGCAGGAAUCCUGAUAAUGAAAAAAGUCCCUGGUGUUAUACCACAGACCCUGAGACCCGCUGGGAGUACUGCACUGUGCCCAGCUGCAGAGAUCAGCCUGGACCUGAGGAGCCGUUCAUCCCUGAGGGGAAGGAAUGUUAUGAAGGUGAUGGAAGCUCGUACCGUGGUGAAAUUUCAGAGACCGUUAGUGGAAAACAGUGCCAGUUCUGGACAUCCAGUGAACCACAUGUUCCUUUCUUUACACCUGAGGUCUUCCCAGAAGCAGAUCUGAGGAGGAACCUGUGCAGGAACCCAGAUGGUGAACAAGCCCCUUGGUGCUACACCACCGACCCCUCUGUUCGGUGGGAGUAUUGUAACAUUCGGAUGUGUGACGGCAAACCUGGCAUAUCCAAACCUCAGCUUCCUACAGAUCAGUUACAAGAUGCAGAAAGAGGUGUUCUGGAUGCAUAUGUAAAAACUGAUGGUGUCAUCAUAGUGAAAAGAACCAGCAAAUUGUAUCAAGUGAAAUCAGUAGAAGAAUGUGCCUCCAGAUGUAACAAAGAGACGUCAUUUCCAUGCAGGUCUUUUACAUUCUCGGACUAUUUUAUGAAUUGUGUAACGUCACCUGUCAACUCAAAGAAUGAAAAAGUAAUGAAGGCAAAGAAUGCUGUCCUGUAUGAGAAAAAGGUGUAUUUACUGGAAUGUGUGAAUGGCAUUGGCACAGACUACAGAGGGACAAAAGCCACAACAAAAUCAGGAAGAACAUGCCAGCGCUGGAAGGGAAAUUACCCCCAUUUGCCGAAAAUAACAGCAAUGACACAUCCAAAAGCUGACCUGGAGUCCAACUUUUGUCGAAAUCCAAAUAGAAACAAAAGGGGUCCCUGGUGUUACACCACAGAUCCAGAUAAAAGAACAGAUCAAUGUAAUAUCCAGAAGUGUACAGAUGACUGCAUGCACUGCAAUGGAGAAAACUACAGAGGCAAGGUCUUCACCACUGAGAAUGGAUACAUGUGCCAACGCUGGGACUCUCAGAGCCCCCACAACCACAACUAUUCUCCUUCAGACCAUUCUGAUAAGUAUUUGGAGGAGAACUAUUGCAGGAACCCCAGUGGAGAACCCAAGCCCUGGUGCUUCACCACAAGUCCAUCCAAACGUUGGGAUUACUGCUCCAUUCCUCAAUGCACAACUGAACCAACCAUAAUUGUACCGGAGCUUACCUGUGCGACUGGAAAUGGUAGCUCCUACAGGGGUACUAUAUCUGUGACAGAAUCAGGGAAAACUUGCCAGAACUGGGCAUCUCAAACUUCUCACAAAAAUUCAAGAACCCCAGAGAACUACCCAUGCAAAGGCCUUGAACAGAAUUACUGCAGGAAUCCUGAUAAUAAGAAAUGGCCCUGGUGUUUUACCACAGACCCUGAGACCCGCUGGGAAUACUGCAAUGUGCCCAGCUGCGGAGAUCAGCUUACACCUUAUGAGCCCUUCAUUACUGAGGACAAGGAAUGUUAUGAAGGUGAUGGAAGCUCUUACCAUGGUGCCAUAUCAGAGACCAUUAGUGGAAGACAAUGCCAGUUCUGGGCAUCCAGAGAACCUCAUGUUCCUUUCUAUACACCUGAAGACUUCCCAGAAUCAGAUCUGAGGAGGAACCUGUGCAGGAACCCAGAUGGUGAACAAGCCCCUUGGUGCUACACCACUGACCCCUCUGUUCGGUGGGAGUAUUGCAACAUUAAGCGGUGUGAUGGCAAACCCAGAAUACCCACAACUCUGUUUCCUACAGAUUCUUCACAAGAUGCAGAAAGAGAUGUUCUGAAGGCAUAUGUUAAAACUGAAGAUGCCUGUAUAGUGAAAAGUACCAUCAGGCAGUAUAGUGUGAAAUCAGCGGAAGAAUGUGCUGCCAGAUGUAACAAAGAGACGUCUUUUACAUGCAGGUCCUUUACAUACAAUGAGAGGGAUCGGAAUUGUGUAACACUACCUACCAACUCUAAGACUGAUAAAGUAACACAAAAAUUGAGUAAUGUCCUGUAUGAGAAAAAGGUGUACUUACUGGAAUGUGUGAAUGGCACUGGCACAGAAUACAGAGGGACAAAAUCCACAACAAAAUCAGGAAGAACAUGCCAACAGUGGGAGGGAACUUUCCCCCAUUUGCCAAACAUAACACCAAAGACAUAUCCAGAAGCUGACCUGGAAUCCAACUUUUGUCGAAACCCAAAUGGAGACAAUGGGGGUCCCUGGUGCUACACCACAGAUCAAGAGAAAAGAUGGGAGCACUGUGAUAUCACUAAUUGCACAGAGGAAUGCAUGCAAUGCAAUGGAGAACUCUACAGAGGCAAGCUCUUCACCACUGCAAAUGGAUAUGUCUGCCAACGCUGGGACUCUCAGAGCCCCCAUAGCCACGAUUACUCUCCUUCAGACCGUCCUGAGCUGUAUUUGGAGGAGAACUAUUGUAGGUCCUCAGAAGGAGAGUUCAUGCCAUGGUGCUACACCACUAGUCCAAAUAUUCGCUGGGAUUACUGCCUCAUUCCUCUAUGCACACCCACAAUUAUACCAGAGCUUACCUGUGUGACUGGACGGGGUAGCACCUACAGUGGUACUAUUUCUGUGACGGAAUCGGGGAAAACUUGCCAGCACUGGGCAUCUCAAACUCCUCACAUGCACAACAAAAUUCCAGUGAACUACCCAUGCACAAUCUUUGAAGGGAAUUACUGCAGGAAUCCUGAUAAUUCAAGAAGUCCCUGGUGUUAUACCACAGACCCUGACACCCGCUGGGAGUACUGCAAUGUGCCCAGCUGCGGAGAUCAGCCGAAACCUGAGGAGCCAGUCAUCCCUGAGGGGAAGGAAUGUUAUAAAGGUGAUGGAAGCUCAUACCGUGGUGCCAUAUCAGAGACCGUUAGUGGAAAACAGUGCCAGUUCUGGACAUCCAGUGAACCACAUGUUCCUUUCUAUACACCUGAGGACUUCCCAGGAGCAGAUCUGAGGAGGAACCUGUGCAGGAACCCAGAUGGUGACCUAGCCCCUUGGUGCUACACCACUGACCCCUCUGUUAGGUGGGAGUAUUGCAAAAUUGAGAAGUGUAACAGCAAACCCAGCAUAUUCACAGAUUGUAAGGUUGGAAAUGGUGCAGAUUACAGGGGUCCCAUAUCUACAACUAUAUUGGGAGUGACCUGCCAAAAAUGGAGUUCUAUGACCCCUCACCAGCAUGCCAGUUUUACCCCUGAGACACAUCCAGACAAGGGCCUGGAGUCUAAUCAAUGCCGUAACCCAGAUAAUGAUGAGAAUGGACCUUGGUGCUAUACAACAGACCCAAAUCAGGAAUGGGAUUACUGUCAGAUUCCAGACUGUGAGGGCCUUAAAUGUGGAGAACCAGCGAUAAAACCUAAAAGCUGCUUUGGGCGGAUUGUUGGGGGAUGCAUUUCCAAACCACACUCCUGGCCAUGGCAGAUCAGUUUCAGGCCAAGCACUAGCAAACAACAUUUCUGUGGUGGAACACUAAUUGAUCCACAGUGGGUACUAACUGCAGCACAUUGUAUUAAGGGAGAAAACCAUGAUUGGUCUCAGAGUCCAUCCGCCAUCAAGAUCUUCCUUGGAAUCCACGCCAAACGUGCGAUAGGACCAUCCAAGCAGGAGCGAGAUGUUUCUAAGAUUAUUAUGGGACCAGAUGGGGCUGACAUUGCUCUUCUCAAGUUAGAUAGGCCUGCAGUAAUAAACGAUAAGGUGUCGAUUGCUUGCCUACCAGAAAAGGAUUAUAUUGUACCCAGAGGUACUGAAUGCCAUGUAACAGGCUGGGGAAACACACAGGGAACUGGUGGAGAAGGUUACCUGAAAGAAAUCAUCAUCCCAGUAAUUGAGAACAAAGUCUGCAACCUUCAAUCCAAUUUGGAUGGCCGUGUGAAGGACUAUGAGAUGUGUGCAGGAAUCAUAGAUGGUGAAACUGGCAGUUGUGAGGGUGACAGUGGUGGGCCUCUCGUCUGCUACGCACAAAACAGAUAUGUUCUCCAGGGAGUGACAUCAUGGGGUAUUGGCUGUGCCACUGCCAUGAAACCAGGAGUGUACACCCGUGUCUCCAAGUUUGUCAACUGGAUUGAACAAAGCAUGAAACAAAAUUGAGAAUUGUUCAACGUAAACACAAGCAUAUGGUUAGCAAUGCAAUUUAACUGCAAAAAUUAUGUGUAAGAAUGAAAUCUUGAUACUAGGGUGUUUUAAGUAACCCUGUUCAAAAGUGGUAUCUUAAUAAUACCUGCUUAAUAGAGGUAAUCUAUUCUAUGCUUACAUUUACAUUUACCUACAGUUAAAUUUCUUAUAGGCACAAGCCAGAUGUGUUCUAUUUUGAGGCUAACCCCAGUAAAUAUGGUUUAUUUUGCAAAUGCAAAUUCCGUUGAGGCAUAGAUCAGACACUAUAUCUGUGCACCUUACAUCUAAAAGUGAACAAAACUAUCACAUCGAAUCAUACUUACUUUGAUCAGACACAUACGUUGUUAAUACAGUGUGUGGCCAUGCAAGAAACCAGUUGACAAACUCAACAAAUAAUGGGUUGUUAUGAUAAUUAGACAUGAUCUUGAACAUAUAGACAGUAAAACCCAUUGAGUGGACUCUAAGUCUAAUAUUACUUAUGUUUAUAGUAUGUCUAGGGCUGCAAUUAAUUGUUGACUGUCCAUCUUUUCACUUUUAUGGAAAUUCACUUCCCUACAUUUUUCCACUUCCUGUAUUUAAAAUUGGCAUAUAUACAUUUCCAGGAGGUACACGCUUGACUGAUUGUGUGGAGCAGUGCAUGCUUAUUACAUGCAACACUUGUCCCUGGCAUAAUAAAUACGCUAGCAGAUUAUUGAAUGAAGAAUUCACCCACAAGUGGUGAGCCAGGUGUGGGAGAGAUACGGGCAAGCUGCCGUAUCUCUAUGCAUUGCCCAAAAAUGCUCACUCACUGUCAUUUGAACCAGUGUCAAAAGCAAAACUGCACGAGAGAGAUCCAGCUUGUACCCCGUUAGAGACAGAGAAGGAUGUGGCCAUUCAGCAAGCCAGGUAUUCUUGUAGAGACUGAACUGCAGCCAGAGAAAAUAAUAGCUUUGAGAUUUUAAACUUCAGAUAAUUAAACUUCAGCAUUCAAUAUGCUUUAUAUUUGUAUAGUGUCUAAUAAUGCAUCGACAAUGUAUGUUUAAGUUUCCCUUGCCAAUAAAGCUUGAUAUUCAUUUAA